Messenger RNA from Protopterus annectens (West African lungfish), 3829 nucleotides. RefSeq lists its product as uncharacterized. The transcript has 2 exons. Gene Ontology annotation, cellular component: nucleus. Gene Ontology annotation, molecular function: DNA-binding transcription factor activity; DNA binding. The record is from RefSeq and is a predicted model, not a curated record. Gene Ontology annotation, biological process: regulation of DNA-templated transcription; circadian rhythm. Lineage: Eukaryota; Metazoa; Chordata; Ceratodontiformes; Protopteridae. Bases 228 to 2399 code for a protein of 723 amino acids.
GCUCAUAUUAUUUAUUCUGGGCAUGUGAUAAAGUUGUGGUAUGGUAUAUUUGGCAGUAAUUGUAAGACUGGAAAUGGAAAACUGAUAGGUUAACGAUGUACUGGUCAGGAAACUGGAUGCCUUUAUUUAGACCACAAGGAAGAAAGAGGAAAGAGGUGUGGUUAAGCUGCACAAGUGUGUUGUUGCAGAACGGAAGAAUCAGUUUACACUUAUAUAAACAUAUCUGAAUGAAUGAGUAUCUACAAAUGUUAACCGGGGUGCUCGUCAUGGAGCCACAGACUGGUGACAGGAGCAAUCUGUCACAGCAGCUCCUUAGCACCAAAGUCCUACCCCCGCCGCUCAAGUUACGCGACACAAAUGGCCAGAUGGAGUCUGUGGCAACCACCCGGGAUCACCGGGAAUUCAGCUGUUCCGUUCCACCAGAGAAGUUUGCCUUGUUAUCUCCCAUCUCUUCUAUUUUAGAAGGGGAGUGCCGCACCCCACCAGCUGCAAGUUCUGCAUCUUCUGUGGCUCUACCCUGCGGUUUGCUAGCCAGGUCUCUGCUAGGGAUCCAGGCUUCCAAGAAAAACGAGCAGGAACUUGCAAGCCCAGGUUCGCUGAGAAGGAAAAGGGAAUUCACCCCGGAAAACCAAAAAGAUACCGGUUACUGGGCAAAAAGAAAAAGAAACAACGAGGCUGCACGGCGUUCUAGACAGAGGCGCAGGAUGGAAGAGAUGCUGCUCGAAUCCCGUGCAUUGGAACUGGUGAGGGAAAACGAACGCCUCCGGGCAGCAUUGCUAGCCAUCAGAUACCGCUUUGGGAUGAUAAGGGACCCAGAGGAGAUGACAACACAAAUCCCGUCUAGCCACCUAGGAAUGGCAACAACGGUCAGCUUGUUGAAUUUCUUAUCAGCAGAUUGCAGUAAAGUCUCCUCCCCAACCACCCCUGUGCCAUCAACCAACGCGCCCCCCACUACCUCGUAUCAGAACGGCAGCAACAACUUUGGCAAGCCCUUGGCAAUCCUUCCACGGUCAGCUGUUGAGCAGUAUUAUUCAACGUUGCAGCCAUCUCCAGCAACCGAUCCAAAAACAUCUGAUAAUCAGGAAGAAAAGAGUAAUAAGAAAAGAGUCUGGUGCUGCAGUUCCUCUUUGGGUGCGACUCAGGAAAGUAGCCCUGCCGUCCUUUCCUCAGUCUGCAAUGACUUUCUUUCUCUGCACAACAGCAAGGACAACACUUUGAGUUGUAGUAACUCUAUGCACCACAAAGAUACAGAUGCUUCUGAAUGGUCAGGAGAAACAAGCUGGUAUGGCACGCAGAAAAAUCUGAAGGAUGAUACCUUCAGGCUUUCCACCACCUGUGUCAACGAGACUGCUGAAAAUACUUCAUUGGUUGAAGAUUAUUCACUGAUAAAGAUGGCAAAUAGCCGCCCCAAAGAAUUAAUCAGAGUGUCCCACUUUGACAACCGAGAACCCGAAUGCAUUCCACAAGGUGGAGGCGAAGGCCUCAAAGUCCAGGAAACCCUGGCUGGAGCACUGGAUGAUGAAAGAACCCGCAGGACUAAAAACUUGUUACCGUUGCUUCCCCAUAAAUUGCGGUUGAAGGCAGCAGUCUCUGUUGCAAAUGAAAUUUCCUGUAGGACAGAGCCGCUCCCGUCUCAGGACUUUUUCAACAGUGGCCCAGAGAAACCUAUCCAACCUGUAAGAAAACAGAAUUAUACAAUGCCAGAAUGCACCAACGAACUUGGAAAAGCAAAAGUGAGCAGGAAAUGUGGUGCAACCAACUCAGCCCAGCGACAACAGCUAACAAAUGAAAUCUGUACUCAAGAGUUUGACUGCUGUAAAAAGGGGAGUUUUGCACCUAGUUUGAAUAGAUGCAACUGGAAUUUAAGUCGGAAGUGUACAGAUGCAACGCAUUUACAGCCUGAGGGACAUUUCUCCCACAGCGGUUCUGGUACUUUCCCAGGACCGAUCAGUUCCACGGCUCCCCUUACAAAGGGCCAUGCAUCAUUGUAUGUUCCCACCUCACCUGCCAGGCUCGGUGUACCCUUUACACCUACAGUAUCGUUCUCUUCCAUUUCAUCUUUCAUUCCCUCUGAACCUGUUUCAGCCCGUGCAACUAAAACAGUUUUUUCCACUGCACCAUUCUCUUCUUCAAGACCCCUUGUCCCUAAUCCUCACACCCCCUUUCCUUCACUCACUACAGAUGCAGCAGGCCAGGCCUCCACUGCACUUAUUAGCCAUUCUGCUUCUUUUACGCCUGUAACCCGGGUGGACCAUAACUACACAGAGAUCGCCCUUAAGGACCGGUCGACGGAAGUAGUUAAGGACCACCGUUUGAAAACCCAGCUUGAUAGUCUUACUGAUGAGGUUCAUUAUUUGAAGCGCCUACUGCUGACCCAGUCCACUGCCUGUCCAGAGUAACGUCUUUUUUUCCCUUUUCCCCUGACCUUCACCCUUUUUAGACCUAACUGGCCUGGAAUUGGAGUUUACACUUCUGGAGUGUAGAUAAUCUUAGUCCACCCUGGCGUUUACAUUAUUAGAUGUUAAUUAACACGAUUUGUUACACCCCAAUCACUUCCAGUUACUAGUGCGUUAAACAAAACUGUGAAGUACGAAAGACGAUUGUCCCUCUAUCCUGUGGAAUCAACCGCAGAACCCGUCGAAUUACUCAUCUUUCCCGGUUUGAAUACUUCCUGUUUAGAAAAUUAGGGAUGCUGCCUUUUUAAAUGUCCAAAGUUGGACAUUUUUAUGGAAAUGCGUGAUUUUGCAGGACAAAACAUACAUACAUCCAAUCCAGAGGCAUGCACGUCAACAUUUUGCCCAAGUAAAUUUUCUUUCUUGUAGAAUUUGGCUUGUUUCUAUUGUUUUGUAGAAUACUAAAGUGUUUUAGAUCCCAAACAACUAUUUUUAUUUAACAGAUGUAGGCAAACAUUUACUUUUUUUUCCCCGCAGGAAACAAUUGUUUAAACAAGGACUGUCCUGCACAAAGCGGACUCACGACAACCACUGUCCCUGUGCCUGUGCUCUUCAGCGUUUGAAGUUCCAGUAGUUACCAAGGUAGGGCACUGAGACCACGUGCAAUUUAGCUGUUGCCCGUGGUUACGGCGUAGACCUCCCAUUCAACGAGGUACUUGAUUAUUUAGUUUGUAUGUUCUCGGGGUAUUUAACGAGACUUUAAAAUGUUAAAAUGCACAAAAGCAUCUUUGCUGCCCCCAGUGCCCCCGUCCGGACGAUCCGGUUAACUGUUAAGAUGCCUUUUAGUUAUGUUGAUGGUAACUGUUCCGAUUCAUAACGUAUAGUUUUCGUUCUUUCUGCACCAACAUAACAUUUAACAUUUUCAGGGAUAAAUGAAAGGACCUAAAUUAGGGGCACUUUUUAAGCAGUAGUGCCGGGCUUUGUAUUAGAACACUACGCCACUAGCAUUCCGGCAAUGGGUGCCGCAACGACUUAAAAUAUGAUAACAUGAGUGCGUGAAUUAACAUGCAAUUUGUGAAGUAAAUGGAGCCUGCAAUUGCAAGAAUAUCGUUAUUUGUUGAUUACAAUCCACUAUCUUUUUGUCAAAAGUCUGAGGGUCUGAGUAAAAGUAUUAAUGAAUAUUAGGUCGUCCGUGAAAAUCAAGGACAGCUGUAAAAACAAACUAGCCUUUCUGUUGACGUCUCAACAUUAGUAUUUUGUCAGAAAAGCCACAAAUGCAGGUUAUUUGUGGUGAGCGAACUGUACUGCUUGAGACUGUUUUGCAGUGUCCUGUCACCUUUGUGAAUGAUUUAAAUUAUAGUGCAGAUUUAAUUAUUAAUAAAAGAAAGAGAGAGACUAUUGCAGAGCAUUCUGACAUUAAAUAAUACUUGAAUUUA